Molecule: messenger RNA, 2878 nt
Organism: Rhopalosiphum padi (bird cherry-oat aphid)
Lineage: Eukaryota; Metazoa; Arthropoda; Insecta; Hemiptera; Aphididae
Exons: 6
Coding region: 428-2590 (720 amino acids)
Biological process (GO): negative regulation of BMP signaling pathway
Cellular component (GO): AMPA glutamate receptor complex
Molecular function (GO): protein binding
Source: RefSeq, a predicted model, not a curated record
CACAUAGUAGUACCGAAAUGAUGAUCGAUAAUAUUGUUAGAAUGCGUCUAAGGAGAACAACCCUCGGAAUGAGACAAUUUCUAAAGCACACUGAUAAUUUCUACCGUGAUUUGUUUAAAAUAUUUAGUUUUAAUAAGACAAAUUUUUUGUAGUUUUCAUUUCAUCAGAAAAAUAAUAACUAUUUAACACGAUAUACAUUUUUUUCAAUAGAAUUGUGCUGACGUAUUAAUUGUAUUGAAUUUGAUCUAAAACCAUCAUCUUUAUUGUUGUUUUUUUUUUAAUAUGAAAAUUUAAAAAGUUGUACACUUGUACAAAACAAUAUGUUCUACAAAUAUCCUAGUAAACGUAAAGUAGAUAGAUCCUCAGAUCGUUAUUCAGUAACAGGAGACCGAUACAACUAAUUCAUAUUUAAGAUCAUCUAUCGAAAAUGAACAUCAUGAGACAUAAAUUAAUUAGUUCAAGAUGGAAAUAUAUGAUUAUUAUUUCAAGUAUUUUCUUAACAUUAAAUACUAUGGUAGUAUUUGGAGUGCCAUUAAGUAUGUCAUAUUCAAAUCAAGAAAAUAUUAGGAAUGAACAUAUUGCACAUGGAAAAGAGUAUAAUAAAAAGCUAGUUGACUCUAGCUGUAUAGUCAAUGGUUCAAAGUAUGGAGAAGGUGAAUAUACACCAGGAGCAGGCCCAUGUGAGGAAUGUAUUUGUCAUCCACCAAAUGUUGUAUGUUCAAUGAUGAAAUGUCCAAUAAAUACUGGUUGCAUUACAAUUCAAUUACCAAAUAAAUGCUGUCCAAAGUACAAAUGUGAUUGUGAACAUAAAGGUAAACAGUAUAAUAAUGGAGAAAAAAUUAAUAAAUCUGACGAAUCUGCUUGUAGAGUAUGUUUUUGCAAUGGUGGAGAAAUAGUAUGCACUUCUAUUGUAUGUUAUACUAGAAAUGAUUGCCAAGGAUAUUAUUUACCAGGAGAUUGUUGUCCUAAAUAUGAUAAUUGCUCGUCAACUUCAAUAGAACAAAAACAAAAAGAAUCAAUGACUUCUAAGAAAUCAAAUGGCAGACAAAUUUAUAACUGGUCACAUACUACAGAACUAAAUUUUAACGAGGAUGGUAUUUGGAAAAGGGAUACAGAAAAAAGUCAAAACCAAGAAUUGACUACAGUUCCAAAUUUUUUGACAACAAUGCCUAUAACAUUUUAUGACUCAAAAAAAGUAACUAGGGACAUGAACACAUCAUUACCUUAUUUUGAAGAAUUAGAUGCUUCAACAGCAAAUUCAAUACUAGAUACAAAUUUUACUUUCAACAAAUCAGAUAUCGAAAUUAAUAAUUUAGUAACUGUAGGUGAUAUUAAUGAAAGUUUAAAAACUUCAUUUUUAGGUUUUGAAAUCGAUAAUUUUACAACAUAUGAAGAAACCACCGAUACUAGUUUUAUAACAAAUAAUAAAACUUCCGAAAUUAUACCACAAUUUGAAGAAUUAUUUGAUACUACAACAGAUAUUGAUAAUUCAGUAAUAAUAACAGAUCAAAAUGGUACUGAAACUAUUAUAGGAUUGACAGAAGAACCAGUAACUGAAGAAAUUAUUAAUUCAGUACCUAGAACAAGUAGUACACAGGUUGAAAUUUUUAAUCCAAACGAUUUAAUGUUAGAUACAGAAAAAUCAAUGAUUGAACUUUCUACUAUAGCAUCUGAAAUAGAUAUAACAACUGAGAUGGAUUAUGAAGAGUCUAGGGAAGCAACAACACCAAGAGCACCUGAUAAAUCAACAAUUGGUACACCUCAUAAAUUAGUUAUGGACACACUUCAAAAAACUAUCGAGGAUGAAAUAAAUACAGAAAAUACAUUUACAGAUUUAGAAGAUACCACAGAUAUGUUUGGACCAAACUUUGGAUAUAAAACACAAACAAAUCAAAUUUCCUUUGAUUCAAAUUCAGAUAGUACACAAACAAAAAAAAAUACCUAUACAACAUUUUUACCAACCAUAUUAACAACCUUAAAAAAUAUGAAAGAAAUAACCACUGAAUAUCCCCAUAAUGAAUUAUUCAAUCAAUCAUUUAACAAUUCAAAUAUCAAAAAUAUUAAACAUAAUAUUUCAGAAAACAUAGAAUAUGAUUCAGAAAAUAUAUCUAUUAAUACAAAUAAAUCAACUGAAAUGUACAAUGACACUAGUUUUCUUGAAUUAGAAACAAAAAAUACUACUUCAUGUAUAAAUAGUAGUUGUACCAAUUCUUCAAAAUUAAAUGAUGAACUAUUUGACUCUCAAUCAAAGCCAACUUCAACUACUCCAUUUAUUAUUGAAACAAAAUUAUUACCAAUUAAAGACUCUCUACGUUCAGUAAUUAGAAAAAUUACAUACCCUAAAGAAUAUCCUGAUGAAUUUGAAACAAUUCAAAAUGGACCAUCUUUAACUAUAACAAAAAGAACAUACACAAGCAUUCCAGACAUAGUUUAUACAACAACAACUAUGGUUACCUUGCCCACUUUAGAAUUAAUUUAUAAAGCUGAUAAAGAAAUUGAAAAAUAUUUAUCUGAAAUUCAACCGACAACUAUUAAACCAAGUAAUAGUUUACGCCCGCUUCGAAAUAUAUCAUUUUUAAAUCCAGCUUAAAACUAGUUUAAUAUUUAGAACAGUUUUAUAAUGACAUUAUAAGUUGUUUGGAAUCUAUGAAUACCUACUCACUUUCUCACUGGUGAUUUGAAUUAUUUUAUUUACCAGUGCAAAUAUAAGUGUCUAUGGAUCUAAAACUGUUUUAAUGCUAUGAUGUAAUCAUUCUAAUUGUAAAUUUUCUUCAUUAUAAAUGUAUAUUAUGAAUAAUAUUAAUUGUUCUUAAAAUAUAUUAUAGUAUAAACUGUAUGAACUACUUAUUAGGUAAAAAUAUAUCUACCAUAGAUGAAU